Nerophis ophidion (straightnose pipefish) is the source of this 6763-nucleotide messenger RNA. It is a transcript of the gene lg04h21orf91, whose product is annotated as linkage group 04 C21orf91 homolog. The coding region runs from base 3625 to 4524 and encodes 299 amino acids. The transcript has 4 exons. Lineage: Eukaryota; Metazoa; Chordata; Actinopteri; Syngnathiformes; Syngnathidae. The record is from RefSeq and is a predicted model, not a curated record.
CCUGAACAGUGUACAAAAAUAUUAUUUUAAAACACACACAAAAAUAUCCACCAAAAAUAUUAUUAGUAUUUUUUCAAUGUUUGUAUUUAUUUGUUGCCAAAACUUGUUCCGGUGCAAUCCAUCCCAUCCCAUCCAUUUUCUACCGCUUAUUCCCUUUGGGGUCGCGGGCGGCGCUGGUGCCUAUCUCAGCUACAAUCGGGUGGAAGGCGGGUACACCCUGGACAAGUCGCCACCUCAUCGCAGGGCCAACACAGAUAGACGGACAACAUUCACACUCGCAUUCUUACAGUAGGGACCAUUUAGUGUUGCCAAUCAACCAGGUGCAUGUCUUUGGAGGUGGGAGGAAACCGGAGAACCCGGAGGGAACCCACGCAGUCACGGGGAGGACAUGCAAACUCCACACAGAAAGAUCCCAAGCCCGGGAUUGAACCCACGACUACUCCGGACCUUUGGAUUGUGAGGCAAAUGCACUAACCCCUGUUCCACCGUGCUGCUCUAUUCCGGUGUCAAUAGAACUUUUUCUACAAUGUAUUUUUUUUUAUACCAAAUCUUAUUGGGAGUGACUACGUUUCCACGUACUAAAUUAGUCUGAUUUCUCAAAUUGUUAGUUUUUUUGUAUUUUCAUACCUAUAUGUGAAGUCUGUGUCCAUGCACACUCUCUAAUGCGACUACUGGUCAUAAGCCGUGUGCCUCCUGUACACUUGUUGUGCUUAUUUCCUUUUAGCGCGAAUUAAUGUAUUACUUUUCAGGUUGACUUAUGACGUGACACCAAAACAAGGUAUCUUUGCAGAUCCUUACAAGUCAAGAGCCUCGUUCUUGUUGUACCUAAUGUCCGCUGUAAUUUUGCCACAGAUUACAAAUAUUACAGCUCUAAAGGUUGUCUUGAUAUUAAUCAGCAUCUCGUAUCAAUAAGAUGAUUGCGCUACGAACAUCACACCAAGAAGGUCUACCAACAUACUCCAACAUACUACCAACAAGGUCUCGGAAUUUCGGAUUUAAAUGCAUGUUCGAAGCAAAGAACGACUGGUGGGAGAGAGUUGCUUCAAAGGAAUUUUCAGACAGAGAAUGGAAAGACAUUUUUUGAAUGUCUGGAAGUUCAUUGAAUAAGCUCAGUGGAUUGAUGGAAUUUUAAGUCUGAAGGAAAAGACUGUUUGUUUGUGCCCUGAUACCGCUUCAGAUGAGGGUUGCUAUUGUUGUGUACAGGCUUGCCAGUUGUGUGGAAUACAGUUAUUUUUAAUUAGUUUGGACUGCACCAAUGCAGCGUGAAAAGGUUUGUGUUAGUUUUCUUCUUUGCCUUGAAUAUACCUGCUUCUCUUCCAUCUCACUUGUUUUUGUUCCCCCAAAUCGGUGGGCUUCAAAAUGUUCCAGUCUUUUGAUUUGUGAAUCAAUUAAACAGUCUCCUAUUCAUUCUAGUGUUGCUAUGGUUUUAUUGAACGUGAUCCACUUCCGAGUUAUAACCCGCAUGUUGAGACUGGCGCAUGCGCGACACGAAAGGUCUCCUGCGAUGGCACACAUCCACUUGAGAGAUGUGGUUUCUCCUAACCCCGUUUCUAUAUGAUUUGGGAAAUUGUGUUGGAUGUAAAUAUAAACGGAAUACAAUGAUUUGCAAAUCAUUUUCAACCCAUAUUCAGUUGAAUAUGUUACAAAGACAACAUAUUUGAUGUUCAAACUGAUAAAACAUUUUUUUUUUUGCAAAUAAUCAUUAACUUUAGAAUUUGAUGCCAGCAACACGUGACAAAGAAGUUGGGAAAGGUGGCAAUAAAUACUGAUAAAGUUGAGGAAUGCUCAUCAAACACUUAUUUGGAACAUCCCACAAGUGUGCAGGCUAAUUGUGAACAGGUGGGUGCCAUGAUUGGGUAUAUAAACAGCUUCCCAAAAAAUGCUCAAUCUUUCACAAGAAAGGAUGGAGCUAGGUACACCCCUUUGUCCACAACUGCGUGAGCAAAUAGUCAAACAGUUUAAGAACAACGUUUCUCAAAGUGCAAUUGCAAGAAAUUUAGGGAUUUCAACAUCUACGGUCCAUAAUAUCAUCAAAAGGUUUAUAGAAUCUGGAGAAAUCACUCGACGUAAGCGGCAUGGCCAGAAACCAACAUUUAAUGAUUGUGACCUUUGAUCUCUCAGAUGGCACUGUAUCAAAAACAAAAUCAAUCUCUAAAGGAUAUCACCACAUGGACUUAGGAACACUUCAGAAAACCACUGUCACUAAAAACAGUUUGUUGUUACAUCUGUAAGUGCAAGUUAAAGCUCUACUAUGCAAAUCGAAAGCCGUUUAUCAACAACAUCCAGAAACGCCGCCGGCUUCUCUGAGCCCGAGAUCAUCUAAGAUGGAAUGAUGCAAAGUGGAAAAGUGUUCUGUGGUCUGACAAGUCCACAUUUCAAAUUGUUUUUGGAAGUAUUCGGCAUCGUGUCAUCCGGACCAAAGGGGAAGCGAACCAUCCAGACUGUUAUCGACGCAAAGGUCAAAAGCCAGCUUCUGUGAUGGUAUUGGGGUGCAUUAGUGCCAAAGGCAUGGGUAACUUACACAUCUGUGAAGGCACCAUUAAUGCUGAAAAGUACAUAAAGGUUUUGGAACAACAUAUGCUGCCAUCUAAGCGCCGUCUUUUUCAUGGACGCCCCUGUUUAUUUCAGCAAAACAAUGCCAAGCCACAUUCAGCACGUGUUACAACAGCGUGGCUUCGUAAAAAAAGAGUGCGGUUACUUUCCUGGCUCUCAUGCUGUCCAGACCUGUCUCCCAUCGAAAAUUUAUGGCGCAUUAGGAAGCGUAAAAUACGACAGUGGAGACCCCGGACUGUUGAACAACUGAAGCUCUACAUAAAACAAGAAUGGGAAAGAAUUCCACUUUCAAAGCUUCAACAAUUAGUUUCCUCAGUUCCCAAACAUUUAUUGAGUGUUGUUAAUAGAAAAGGUGAUGUAACACAGUGGUGAGCAUGCCCUUUCCCAACUACUUUGACACGUGUUGCAGCCAUGAAAUUCUAAGUUAAUUACUAUUUGCAAAAAAAAAACAAAGUUUAUGAGUUUGAACAAUAAAUAUCUUGUCUUUGUAGUACAAUUAAAUUGAAUAUGGGUUGAAAAGGAUUUGCAAAUCAUUGUAUUCGGUUAUGUUUACAUCUAACACAAUUGCCUAACUCAUAUGGAAACGGGUUUUGCCUAAUCUAGGUGUGUUAGUUUGACUUUUCAAAAGACGAACAUGAUCACAUUUAGGUGUUUUCAUGGGUUGUAGGAUGCUUCUUUUAAGCCAAAUUAUAUGAGAAGUCGAACUAAUUUAGUGCAUGAAAACAUAGUCAGUGUUUUGGCUCCAUAGCUAACAGCUAACUUUGUAUGUUCAUACCCAACAUAAUAAUCCUUAUCUCCAUUGUGACUACUAUUAUCACUGAAUUCAAAAUGUGUUGCCCAGUGUCAGAAAGUUUGGUCUCAGUCGCAGGUCAACAAGACAAUGAGCCGUUCUUAUUUAGAUCAGGCAAAGCUGACAAAUCUAUUUCACAUAAACAAAACAAUUAUUUGUUAGCUAAAGAUAAGUGAACUUGUCUGUUAUAAUUUUACUUACUGGUAGAUGAACAUAUGGGCCUUGUGGAGAGAAGAUACGCACAAAAUCUGGUAAGAUUUUUUUGUUAAAAUACUUAAUUAAUGCAUUGCUUCCACUCAUAUGAGGUUUGUGCUGUUAUCUGUUCAGGCCACACAGCUGCUGACCACACAUUCUUCUAUGCAGUUCUGUUUGACACCUUAUCCAUGAACUCUGGCAGACAUGUCUUUAAAAGCAUCUCUUGGCAGCUGUCAGGUGUGUUGGGCUUGCGAGUGUCCUUGCAAGGUGUUUCUGCUACUACCCUGGUGCAUUCAAAGUCUCUGCGCGGUCACCGAGACUGCUUCGAGAAGAGCCACCUCAUCGCCAACCAGAAGUUGUCACAUUCCAAGGUCUCCCGAAGUGCCUACGAGGGCAUGAAGCUGGCCUUCAGCCAAAAACUCAACUCUAUCAUCCAGUACGCCCAGAACAAAGACAAUGUCACCACAAACGGCUUCAGUAGACGCGGAAGCAGGCUCGUUCGUUACAGCCAGAAGAGCGACUGCCAGCUUCUGCCUCAGACGGAAGCCCUGGUACCCCGCUACACCCCCUGCCGGAAGCACAGCGAAGCAACACGAUUGCCCGAUUACACCAUGGGAAUGUUGGAGUGCCACACGGCCCAGGAGCGGAGGGUUCUGCAAAACUCUCAUGGGGAGCUUUGGAAAACUCUACAGAUCCGGAAUCGAGCAACAGUAGAAGGGCAAUGCAGACAUCAGAACCACAGCAGAGAAGAAUUGACUAAAAUGAGUGUGGAUGAGCUUCAUCAAUUGAACACACAGCUUCUCAUGCAGAUUCAAAAAGUCUUCAAGGAGCUGACUGCGGCCGUGCAGGAGAAAGACUCGCUGUCGUCCGAGCUGCACGUGCGUAACGUAGCCAUUGAGCAGCUGUUUGAGAACUGUGCCAAACUGCCCUGGCUGCACAUCAGCAGGGCUGGCAGGGUGAAGGCCAGCAGCGCCAGUGUAGAGUGACACUUUUUUUUUUAUAUAUGUCUGCUGCUGUGACACUGGAGUCAAACUGGCGAAUAAGCUUCUCACGCUAAAGCUUCUCACGCUAACAACGCCACGCUCGCGUCCAAUGAGAUCACAUUACUAUCUGAGGAUUGAUCACCUCUGGGAUCUAAAAUGUGUUGUUUGAUCACAUCUUUUUUUAUGGUUCAUUUUUUUGUUUCUGAUCGUUACACCGAAAGUGUUUUAAUGAUAGUGGGUUACACAACGUAGCUCCACACUGGCAGUCAAAGUACUGCUGCUGCUCUCUGAUGAUGACAUUUACAAAGAUGCCACACAUUCUGCAAAUUAUGAGCUAUUCCACCCAAUCAUCCAUCCAUCCAUUUUUUCCCGCUUGUCCCUCUGUGUUUCCUAAACUGCAAUUUUCCCUUUUUCAACUCAAAAAUUGAUAAUAAUACACCUAUUAAACUACGGGCAGCACGGUGGGACAAGGGUUAGUGCGUGUGCCUCACAAUACAGAGGUCCUGAGUAGUCCUGGGUUCGAUCCUGCGCUCGGGAUCUUUCUGUGUGGAGUUUGCAUGUUCUCCCCGUGACUGCGUGGGUUCCCUCCGGGUACUCCGGCUUCCUCCCACCUCCAAAGACAUGCACCUGGGGAUAGGUUGAUUGGCAACACUAAAUGGUCCCUAGUGUGUGAAUGUUGUCUGUCUAUCUGUGUUGGCCCUGCGAUGAGGUGGCGACUUGUCCAGGUUGUACCUUGCCUUCCGCCCAAAUGCCGCUGAGAUAGGCUCCGGCACCCCCCACGUCCCCAAAAGGGACAAGCUGUAGAAAAUGGAUGAAUGGAUAUUAAACUACAGACGUCCCUCGCUUAUCACCAUUAGUUCCAGACCCUGUUGCAAUAAUUGAAUGUCUAUAAAGAAAAAGUUCUCAUUUAUAAAUUUAGUUUUUUCAUACUUAGAAUAUAAACAUCUGUUUAUGACCUUUUUAAAUAUGUUUAACAUUAUUAGAGUCCUCCACACAUAAAAUAACAGCCACUGGUCUUACCCAAUGUCGUAAGACAAGUGUAAAAGCAAAACAACAAUUUUACUAAUAUAUUUUGGAAACAUGGGAUAAAAGUGGGCAGCAUGGUGGUACAGGGGUUAGUGCAUCUGCCUCACAAUACGAAGGUCCUGAGCAGUCUUGGGUUCAAUCCCAGGCUCAGGAUCUUUCUGUGUGGAGUUUGCAUGUCCUCCCCGUGAAUGCGUGGGUUCCCUCCGGGUACUCCGACUUCCUCCCAUCUCCGAAGACAUGCACCUGGGGAUAGGUUGAUUGGCAACACUAAAUUGGCCCUAGUGUGUGAAUGUUGUCUGUCUAUCUGUGUUGGCCCUGCGAUGAGGUGGCGACUUGUACAGGGUGUAACCCGCCUUCCGCCCGAAUGCAGCUGAGAUAGGCUCCAGCAACCCCUAAAGGGACAAGCGGUAGAAAAUGGAUGAAUGGAUAUUAAACUACAGACGUCGCUUGCUUAUCACCAUUAGUUCCGGACCCUGUUGCAAUAAUUGAAUGUCUAUAAAGUAGGAUUUCUCAUUUAUUAAUUUAGUUUUUCCAUAGAGUAUAAACAUCUGUUUAUGACCUUUUUAAAUAUGUUUAACAUUAUUGGAGUCCUCCACACAUGAAAUAACAGCCACUAAUCUUACCCAAUGUCGUAAGACAAGUGUAAAAGCAAAACUACAAUUUUACUAAUAUAUUUUGGAAAAAUGGGAUAAAAGUGAAGAUGUGGAAUUAGUUGUGGCGAGUGACAACUGUAUUGAAAAUGUGUAUUGCUUCCAUUUAUCCAUCCAUCCAUUUCCUACCGCUUAGUCCCUUUUGGGGUGGCGGGGUUGGGGACUGGUGCCUACCUCAGCUACAAUCGGGCGGAAGGCAGGGUACACCCUGGACAAGUCGCUACCUCAUCGCAGUGCUUCCAUUUAGGCCACUUUAUUUUUGUACAAGGUUUCUAAGCAAAGAUGACUUAUUUGAGUAACGGGAGUGAGUUUUUUGCAUGGAAUGAUCAAAUCUGUGAAAUAUGGCCACAUGGCAUUUUUGCGAAUAGCAUAUUGACACUAAACACAUAUGAUGGAAUAUACAUACAAUUUUAAUGAGUUAACUUACUUUUGUUCUUUGUGGCCUGUAGAGAGUUUGAAUGACACGACCUGCGACUUGUGGAAUAUCAAAUUAUUUUCAUUGGGGGUAACAGGAUUAAGUGAGAACUCAGAGUCGCCCAAAACGCAUAUAUAUAUAUAUAUAUAUA